Pochonia chlamydosporia 170 is the source of this 2187-nucleotide messenger RNA. Its product is annotated as C2H2 finger domain-containing protein. NCBI's taxonomy places the organism in Eukaryota, Fungi, Ascomycota, Sordariomycetes, Hypocreales, Clavicipitaceae. The record is from RefSeq and is a predicted model, not a curated record. The coding region runs from base 1 to 2187 and encodes 728 amino acids. The transcript is spliced from 5 exons.
AUGGCACGCCAUAGACGCUCCCUUGGUGCGGACGAAUCUGACUCCUCUUUUUCACCAGAGAUUGAGAGCUGUUUCGAUGAGGAUGAAGCGGACCUGUCUGGUGAGGAAACUGAGGCGACCGACCUUGACGUCCAACAAGAUGAUGAUCUGGGCUUUGAAGAUCAAAUCCAACUUUUUGGUGGAAAUAUACAUCCGCCUGAAUAUUACCGGAGUGGUAUAGAAGAAUUCAAUGAAAGCUCUUUUGUUGACGAAGACUACAGCCCCGGGAGUACAAUACUCUUGGACGCGAUAGAGCUGCAGUGGCAGCAGCAAGUCGCCUUACCUUCCCAUCUCCUCCAGGCUCUGCGUUUUAACUGUCCUCCCGCAGAUUUUGCAAAGCAGUUCUAUCGCGUGACCCUCACGCGCAAGGACGGUAGAAAAUUGAGAGGCACCACAAAAAGCAGCUCGUUAGGCACAGCCUGGAAAGUCUUCCGACUCGUAUAUGAGAGGGUUGUUGGUGCGAAGCUCGAUCCAAAAUUGAAUCGUAACAUGCACAAGGUCCUCCGAGAGCUUGCAAAAAAACACGAACUUAGCGACCAGAAGAGAGCUAAUCGUUGCAUGACUAUUAACGAUUUGAAGGAGCAGAUCGAGACAACGCUAAGUACCACAAAGAAGUCGUUUGACAUCGGAGAACACCGUAUUUUGGCUGUGCUUUUCCUCCUCUUAUUGGCUCCUGCAGGCUCUCGCCCAACGUCCAUCCUCCGGCUUCGCUUUGGAGACAUCCGAGUGGCCUUGGCGAGAGAUCCGGAGGGUGGACCACACAAGAUCUUAAUUCGAUUCACGUUGGAGUUCACAAAAUCAUACCUUGGCACUAAGGAUACCAAAACAUUUACCAUCCCCGAGAUGAUGUUCGAUCCGUCUUUGCUCCUUAGUCCCCAUGCCUUUCUGCUGGGCAUUUUAUUUCGCCACCAAGCAUUUCGCGCAUCCCUUCUCACCUCUCCUAUGCAACUAGAUGAGCUGGACAUACAUCCCGGCGAGCGGGAGCUACCCUUGCCUCUAAGAAGUGAUCUGAAAGAGGUAGGCAUUUUUCGUCGCGCUGUCAAAACACUGACAGGGUAUGAAAUGUCAGCAACGAAGACCAUCACAAAUGGCAUGAUGGCGAGCUGGAUUAAGAGAGUGGGUGAAAUCAUGGGACUUCAGUACGAAACAAUACCGUACAGCCUGCGCUAUAAUGCAGCCAACGAGUUUGACCAAAGCCCUGACAUGAGCGAGGCGCUCCGGAAUCUCUCCCUUGACCACGCCAACUCCGUCCCUUUCCAAAAACAUUAUCUUGGCCGCGUUGUCCGUGCUGACCCAUGGGCCAUUAUCCGUCGCGAGAAGCCACAGCAGGCGCUUAUAGAUCAGGCUUGCAGCAUUGGUCAUUCAAUGAGCAAACGCCGGCCGACGGGCCUCACGGCCGAGCAAUCGGCGUCCGUCGCAUCAGAUCCCAAAGUUCGACGGCUUACUGCCCAGCUGCGAAAAUUACGCCCAGGAUCUGAACAGCAUAAGAAAACACACCGCGAGUUGCGAUCACUAAAGCAGAGGCUGAAGAGAGAGCUGAAACAGAAGAUUCGAGACAACUGGACUGACGAACAAGCCGUGGAGGACAUUGAACGCCAACUCCAAGGAGUCGGCUUUGCAGAACCAUGGGUGGAUAAUGCAAUCCGUCCCCGGCGGCCGGCUCAAAAGUUGCUGGUCGAGGCCCUAAAGACUCCAGUCGAUGAUACUCUUGAGGGACAGUAUCGACGCAGGGACAACGCGAUUGAGGCCAUAGUUGCAUACUGUAGCGUCGAAGAGGGGCCAACAUUACGCCGUAUUCAUAUGCAGCCUACAACAACGGUCUUGCGUGAGGACUCUCGUGAGCCUUCGGAAGACAGCCCUCUAUACCUCGCUAUCAUGUCUGUUUUCAUUGACAAUCCGAAACAGAGGCCCAGAAGGUGCUUUUUGUGCAUUGGUGCAGCGCUCUCAUUGCCGCCAGACGACCCUCGUGUAGAAGACAAGAUUCAGGAGUUCUACACCGCUGGUGAUUUAAGCAAACACUUCCGUCGGAGACACCUAUCGCACUUGCGAGGUAAUGAUCAGCCAGUGUGCCAAGUUUGCGAUAUCACUCUCGCACAUAAGAUGCAUCUGCAAAAGCAUGCAAUUGCAGUUCAUGGAACGGUCUCCUAA